Messenger RNA from Monosiga brevicollis MX1, 948 nucleotides. RefSeq lists its product as uncharacterized. The record is from RefSeq and is a predicted model, not a curated record. The transcript is spliced from 2 exons. The coding region runs from base 1 to 948 and encodes 315 amino acids. NCBI's taxonomy places the organism in Eukaryota, Choanoflagellata, Craspedida, Salpingoecidae.
AUGAAACGCGCAUUGACCGCGCUCGCGGCCGCGAGCCUGGUUCUUUUCCUGGCUGUGCCCGGCUGUAGGGCCCUGGACGUGCACGUGCAAUCCGACUACAAUUAUACCGACUCCUGCCUGGACUCUCCCUUGACAAUUCACGUCAACUUCAGCGCGUACAACGGCACUCUUCGAUUUCCCAACCUCGCGACGACAACGGCUAAACUUACGCUCGUUAUUCAAGAAGGCUCGACCACCAUCCUUCUGCCCCAACUCACCUCAGCUCAAGGGAUAGAGUUUUUCGUCAAAGCAAAUGGACUCAUUUUCAGUCUUCAGGCCCCCGUGCUUGCUGCCGUCAUCGGCAACAUUUAUUUCGACAUUGAAACCUCAAGCGGCUUUGCCGAGCCCGUGGUCUUUCCCAACCUCACGAGCGUGAACGGCAACGUCGAAGCCAACGUUCGAAACGCCAUCGUCGACCAUCCCCCCCGCUUUCCCGUUCUCUCAUCAAUCUACGGCAAUCUGGUCAUCAAAUCGGCCGGCACUCGGGCCGCUCUGGGCACCGAUGGCCAGGGCCUAUCUCUCCUGACUGGGCUUCCCGCGUCUCAAGGUCUGCUGACGCACGCGCCCUCGCCAACAUUCAUCUCAUUCAAAAAGCCUCGCCCACUGACCUUCAAUUCUCGCUCAUAUGCUUUGUGCGCAGCGGCCGCCGUCACCAGCAUUGUUGUUACGAUUGAAGCGUCGUGCCACGCAGGUCGCUCUUUUAACAUGCAACCCUCCAUGUCCUCUCAGAGCUGUUCCGCCGUCAUUACUUUGGCCCCCCGGGGAUGCUCACAUGUCAACAGUCUUCUCGCCUACUCUGCUCUCGGUCGCCUGAACAUGUUCAUCCGCAACUUGGACAUCGACUAUGUAUGUGGUUUGAUUGUCCUUUUGCCCAGGCUAAAACAAGGAGAUGAGAAAUGGGACCGAUGA